Molecule: messenger RNA, 2845 nt
Organism: Psammomys obesus (fat sand rat)
Lineage: Eukaryota; Metazoa; Chordata; Mammalia; Rodentia; Muridae
Gene: Stx3
Product: syntaxin 3
Exons: 11
Coding region: 225-1094 (289 amino acids)
Biological process (GO): exocytic insertion of neurotransmitter receptor to postsynaptic membrane; synaptic vesicle fusion to presynaptic active zone membrane; intracellular protein transport
Cellular component (GO): SNARE complex; plasma membrane; postsynapse
Molecular function (GO): SNARE binding; SNAP receptor activity
Source: RefSeq, a predicted model, not a curated record
UGGCCAGGGAGCCGGAUUUGGAGCGCGGCGCCGGCGGGGGCCGGAGGGGGCGGCGCGGCGGACCUCGGUGGCCUCGGACGCUCCUCCUCGAGAGCGGCCGCCGCCCGCCUCCGCCUCGCGCCGGCAGCUCCCUCGCCCCGGCCGGCACCCGCCGCCUCUCCAGGCCGCUCACCCGGGACGCGCUCACCUGGGAAGGGGUGCUGGGCGCCCUCACCUGGGCCAGGAUGAAGGACCGGCUGGAGCAGCUGAAGGCCAAGCAGCUGACACAGGAUGAUGACACCGACGAGGUUGAGAUUGCUAUCGACAACACAGCCUUCAUGGAUGAGUUCUUUUCUGAGAUUGAGGAAACUCGGCUCAACAUUGACAAGAUCUCAGAGCAUGUGGAGGAAGCUAAGAAACUCUACAGUAUCAUUCUCUCUGCACCGAUUCCAGAGCCAAAAACCAAAGAUGACCUUGAACAGCUCACAACUGAGAUCAAGAAAAGGGCCAACAACGUCCGGAACAAGCUGAAGAGCAUGGAGAAGCAUAUCGAAGAAGACGAGGUCCGGUCUUCAGCAGACCUGCGGAUCCGAAAGUCCCAGCAUUCCGUGCUCUCCCGGAAGUUUGUGGAGGUGAUGACAAAGUACAACGAGGCUCAGGUGGACUUCCGUGAACGCAGCAAAGGGCGCAUCCAGCGGCAGCUUGAAAUUACUGGUAAGAAGACAACAGAUGAGGAGCUGGAAGAGAUGUUGGAGAGUGGCAACCCUGCCAUCUUCACUUCUGGGAUCAUCGACUCUCAGAUUUCCAAGCAAGCCCUCAGUGAGAUUGAGGGUCGGCACAAGGACAUCGUGAGGCUGGAGAGCAGCAUCAAGGAGCUCCAUGACAUGUUUAUGGACAUCGCCAUGCUGGUGGAGAAUCAGGGUGAGAUGUUAGAUAACAUAGAGUUGAAUGUCAUGCAUACAGUGGACCAUGUGGAGAAGGCUCGGGAUGAAACUAAAAAAGCCGUGAAGUAUCAGAGUCAGGCUCGGAAGAAAUUGAUAAUUAUCAUUGUGGUAGUAGUUGUGUUGCUGGGCAUUUUAGCGUUGAUUAUUGGACUUUCCGUUGGGCUGAAAUAAGAGUGGCCUAAGGGGCUGCUGCACUGAAAUAACCAGAUUUCACUCCAGCUUGGCCUGACCACUCUUGUCUCCAGAUGGGAACAGAGUCUGAGUGGCCUUCCUAAGAAUGAGGGGCACCUGUUCCUUUUUUUUCCCUGUAACCAUCCUUGGACCUGGCUCAGCAAGCAGUCUACCCCUGGAGGAACCUAGACUACCUGAUGCAGUCCUGAGUCUCCUCAAAACCACCUCCCACCCUAGCAGCUGAAGUAUCCUCCCUUCUGGACUGUGUGAAGCAAUCCAACAUUCCCUCCCUCUGGUGUGUCAAUUAUGCCUUUUGCCUUGGAAAAUCCCUGUGAGACCAGCCCGAGGCACUGUAUUUCUACCUCAUGGAAUUUCUCCUGGAAUAUACUUUGUAGAGGAGUAACUAACAAAGUAGAGGGGUUCUUCCAAGUUUGACUUAGAUCAGAGCCCCUUGCUGGCAGGAAGCCAGUCUUUUGUCCCAUAUCCUGAAAACAGGAGGGACUAACAGAUGCCAUUUAGCCUUAUAAUUUGGCUUAUUUGAAAUUCACCCUCUAACUAAGCUCUAACUUCAGCUUGUUGGCCACUUUGAUUUUUCUCUGUAUUUGCUCGUUUACUCAGAGGGAUCAGGGUGACAGUCCUUGGAAGCUACCAUAGGCAAAGACUGACGUUAUGGAAUAUGCUUCCAUGUCUGAGUCUUGGAAACUGUUAGAGAAUUGCUCUUUGUGAAGCCAUUACCUUGAGGCCAAACAGAACCAGGGAUUUAUAACUGGUCCAGGGACAAGGUGCUAUAGUCUCAGGCUCUGGAAAUGUCAAUCAUUUUUGUGUUCCAGGUGUACUUUUAUAACUAUGUAUGUGAGAGAUAUGUACAUAAUUGUCUGCCUCUCAGGAAGUAGAAAAACUAGAAGAUACUAUAACCUCAGAAAAAAAAAUAAAGUGAUAAAGGUAAACAGAGAUUGGCUAAAAGCAGGUAAGGAAUAUAUGCUUACCUCAAGUGAAUCAUUGUAGAAAUAUGAUUCCCACCCUCCCCUCCCCUUUGCCACCAAGAAGCUUGUUUUCUGGAUGGCUGCUGAAACGGGAAUCAAUUGAGACCUUUGGAGUAAGGACUGAGUUGAUUCCCACUGAAGUUUUCUGCACAGCAGAUAGAGAGCGUAGUUUACCCCCAUCUGCUGUCUACAAGAGGGUUGUCCAGGGAACAUCUUGCAACUAUCAGAUGUUAUCUGCACUAUCUAUGUGAUGUCUCCCUCUGGCAGGAGACUUGGGAGGCUAUAGGAUAGCCCUUCCUGCUCUCUCUCGUCUCCUGUUAUUCUUAUCAUGGAGGCAACAGCCUGGAAGUCUUUGUUUAGUGAUUGCAACCCAGUGGUAAGCCUUAGACCUUUGGUGGUCCCUGCCAGUAUCCCUUAAUUUGGGUAUUUAAGCCCCGAAUUUGAUGUUUUGUGAGACAGGGUGAGCAUUCUAAUCUAGGCCCUGCCUAUGAGCUUCCUUUGUCAAGGCUCCUUCUUCAGUCACCCAGCACUCAAGACAGAGCCAAAGGGAUGCCCUCCUCCCUAUGGCUGUGAUGUCUGGCAGGACUGGCUCCAGCUAGGAGGGCAGGCAGUCCUCAGUGCAGGCUUUUUCUCUCCUCUGAUGAGUCCAGGAGCUGAAAGUUUGAAAUGCCACAUGUGAAAGGCUUUUGUUGUUUGUAUUUUUUAAAUGUAAACUUGAUUAUUUUAUUGCUAAUUUAAAAAUAAAAUGAAUUUAUAUUGAUUACAAAA